Annulohypoxylon maeteangense is the source of this 2198-nucleotide messenger RNA. RefSeq lists its product as uncharacterized. The record is from RefSeq and is a predicted model, not a curated record. The transcript has 2 exons. Lineage: Eukaryota; Fungi; Ascomycota; Sordariomycetes; Xylariales; Hypoxylaceae. The coding region runs from base 333 to 1886 and encodes 517 amino acids.
GUGCAAUAUGAGCUGUUAUAUUUUAUUUUUUCUCGUCACAGUAGACUUACUUAACAAAUGGAAAGUGUUAUACGGCUACUAACCCCCCAUCCCGAACGCAUUAGACAAAGCUAUUCCUAUUUAAGCAAAGCGCCUCCUUCCUAAUCGGGAUAUCACAUCAAUAGGAAAAGAAACUCGUGCAUAACCACCCACCCUUCCACAGCGUGGACAAUACCUACACCUCGUUUAAUCGUCUUACCUCCAGCUAACUUCAACUUUCAGCUCGCUUGAGCAAAAUUUAAAUCUGUCUCUAUGUGACGGCCGUCACUUAUAAACGGCGGGGAUCAGAAAGGAUGACGAGCAUCAUAGCUUGGAUAUCGCAUCGAUUACAUGCUCGUUACACGAUGCUUCCCCAAACAGAGAACGUGGUCGUCAACGAAGUGCGAUCCUCCCCGGACAUCCACGCAGACGCUCAUCCCCACGACAUCUCAGCGCGCAAAAAGUGGCGUCACCGCGACCACUACGCAGGAGCCCUACUCUUCAACAUCGGCGCAUUCCUGCUCCCGGCCCUCUACAGCACCCUCUCCAAGCUCUGGGUCGCUGACAUCGACGCCUCGCUCAUCGUCACUACAGACGUGUACACCUACAUCGGCGUCGUAGUCGAAGUCCUAAACGAGGGCCUCCCCCGCGCUUCCUGGUCCAUCAUCGCUGAUAAGGCGUCCCGGUCCCCAGAGCAGCGUCUCGGCCUCGCUUACACCCUCAUCCUCUUCCAAUUCGCCCUCGGACUUAUCAUGAGCUUCGCUUUCCUCGCCGGCGCAGGUACCUUCGCGACCGGCUUCGUCCCUACCGAGGUGCGCGCCGCGAGUGUUAGGUAUAUCCGUAUCUCCGCGUUCUCGGCUCUUGCGUCUGCUGUUGAGACCGCGGUCGCGGCUGCGACGAGGGCGUUGGAUAUGCCGGAUAUUCCGCUGGUUAUUAGCUCGACGAAGUUCGCGGUGAAUAUCCUGCUCGAUAUGUUGGUUAUUUCCCGUUUCCAUGUUGGGAGAUUCAAGCCGACUGUCAAUAUGCAGGCUGCUAUUCAACUCGCCUGCGGGUUGGCCGCGGCGUUUGUGGGGCUGGGGUAUUUCCUUUGGAAGACGGGGGUGCGGCGGCAAGGCCACUGUGCGCGGACACGUUCUGAUACUGGUGAUUGUGGGGAUGGAAAUGUGUCAUUGGGUGGUGAUGGCGCGGGGGUUCGCUUGAGUUGGAGUGCUUUGCAUGUGUUGAUGCGCCCUGGGAUCCUGACUUUUGCUGAAUCCGCUAUCCGCAAUGCGUUUUAUCUCUGGUUGGUUAGUACGAUAGUCGCGCUGGGAGCAACGUACGCGACUGCAUGGUCGAUAUUCACGACGAUCCGCUGGGGUCUUGUUAUGGUUCCCGUGCAGGCUUUGGAAGCGACGAGUCUGGCGUUCGUCGGCCAUGGGUGGGGUGCCUGGCGUCGUCAUAUCGGCAAGACGACACGGAGGCCCGGGCGUGUGCCUCUUCGGACGAUAACACAUAUUGCGAGACCGGCUCUUGUAUCUCUUGCCAUUGCGCUAACGGUCGAGGUUCCUCUCGCUAUAUUCUUGUCGAGGUGGGGUGCUAGGUCUUUUGCCUAUUACCUAAGUCAGACGGACGAAGUCGCUGAUAUCACGGCUUAUAUGUGGCGCACCAUCGAUUGGUGCUAUAUCUUCUACGCUGCGUCGACGCAACUCGCUACGGUCCUUCUGGCUACGCAGCCGAAAUGGUACCUUUACCAGAGCUUGACUUAUCACGCACUGGUUUUCGGUGGAAGCUUGGUGUUUAGCUUCGUUGAUGUUGUAAUUGUUAAUGCGAUUUGGGUGUGGACGCUGGUUACUGGUAAGGCGAGGCUUGAGACGUUUCGAGAAAAUUAAGGCCUUGAUGUGGGAUUUUAUAUCCGAAGUCAAGAUUUUUUUCAAAUGUGUGUUUACGAAGUAAGUGAUCACUAGGUUGGGAAUAACUCCUACUACCUACCUAUGUAACAAGGAUUGAAGUAACCAGGAGCGUCGUACCAAGCACCAUCAUCGUAACUUCAUUCUGUUUCACGUUGCUGGUAGAGACAGGUUUGGCUACAGCGGGGGUAGCCUUAGCAAGAAGCUUAUCCACACCCUCAGUAAUCGUAACAGGGUACUCGGCGUAGUUUUCCCCUGUGAUGACGUGACUUUAGGUAAGUAGCAGAACUAGCU